Molecule: messenger RNA, 3463 nt
Organism: Pygoscelis adeliae (Adelie penguin)
Lineage: Eukaryota; Metazoa; Chordata; Aves; Sphenisciformes; Spheniscidae
Gene: WBP1L
Product: WW domain binding protein 1-like
Exons: 4
Coding region: 875-1864 (329 amino acids)
Source: RefSeq, a predicted model, not a curated record
GAGUCAUUGUAAGAUUGGCAAGUUGCAAGGGAAAAUUUAAAUCUGGUGUUUACUUGCUAUAGUUAAAAAUUACAUCCUCCUUUACAGAAAAUUAUUAGAGUGAAUUAUGCUUUCAGUCUCCUUGUUAUUGUGGAAGAGUAAAAGAAAAUAUAGUUAUCUUGGUUUGGUUUUUUUUUAAUAUAUAUUUGGUCUAGGACAGGAGUAAAUAAAAGGAAGGUGCCACUUUUUUUUACUGAUAAUUCUCUCAAGACAGGCCCUAAAAAUAUGGUUGUCAUCAAUUGCUGGUUUUCACAAAUGGGAUGACUUUGUAUUGGUUUUACCUCAUUAUAGGCAAAUAACUAAAUCAUGGGAUGUCUAUUUCUGAAACCUGUGAUCUUUUACUUAACUUAGGUGUGAGUUCUGGUUGUUUUCAAGAUAUAUACAAACAUUAAUACCCAUGAAAAAACAUGUAAAAUCUUUUGCAUAGUGUAAAGUAAUAGGUGUUAUCCAUAAACAUUAAUGACUCGGACUCCACUUCUGAUAUGGUAAAUUCUAUUCUUAUUCUGCUGAUGGAAAAGAAAAGAAUAGAAAACAGUGAUUUUGCCAAACGUGAAGUCCAGUACAGUUUGAGAAUGGACCACAAGUUAUUUGGAAUCCCAAUUCUGUGUUCUAUAAAGGCCAUAAUUUGUCUUGCAAAAAACCUGGCUAAUGUUAAAAAAUGUGUUAUCUGUCUUUUUGAAAAUAGAUGAAAUAGAUUGCAGAAGAACAUAUUUGUCAACAGGAAGUAACCAUAAACUUAGGAAGCAUGCAGGCGUCGAGCACGGCUGAACAAGACUGUAAAGAAUAAAGACAGAACCUCUUUCCCCUCGCUUUUCAGGCUGACAAGGAAACCUGCAUGGGUGUCAACAAUCAAAGUUACAUAUGUGAAACGGGCCACUGUUGUGGACAAUCCCAGUGUUGCAACUACUACUAUGAACUCUGGUGGUUUUGGCUGGUGUGGACCAUCAUCAUCAUCCUCAGCUGCUGUUGUGUUUGCCACCACCGACGCACCAAGCAUCGUCUCCAGGCCCAGCAGCGGCAACACGAGAUCAACCUGAUCGCUUACCGGGAAGCCCAUAACUAUUCAGCCCUGCCGUUUUAUUUCCGGUUUUUGCCAAAUUAUCUACUACCUCCCUAUGAGGAAGUGGUGAACCGACCGCUGACACCCCCCCCACCAUAUAGUGCCUUACAUCAGCAGUGCGUCCCAGCAGGCAGCAGUAGCACAAUCCCGGACACGCCAAGAAACCUGCAGCCAGCACAGAGCAGCUCAGCAGCACCCAGUGGCAAUAACAGCAGUACUGACAACACCGGGUCCCCUGGCCUUGGGGACCCCGAGCCCUCCACCACCACGCUGGUCGAGCGAGCAGUUGCCAAAAUGCAAAGCGUCGAGCCCAGCGGUACCAGCACGGGAGCCGAGCUAGUGGAGAGGGCCAGUCCCGAUAAGGAUAUGGAGUGCAAGGAGGAACUGCUAAAAGGUUACAGCUCUGAGAGCUUAGAGCAGAGCAGCGCCAUUCCUGACGCGAAGGACAAGACGCCGGGCAGGCAGCGCCGUUUCACCGGCGACUCGGGCAUCGAAGUCUGCGUAUGCAACCGGGGCCAUCACGACGACGACCUCAAGGAGUUCGACGGGCUCAUCGAUGAUGCUCUGGACGGGCCCCUGGACUUCUGCGACAGCUGCAGCGGCCGCCCCCACGGGGACGAGGAGGAAGGGCUUUUUAAUGCCGCGGAAGAGCAGCACCGUGAACACAGCCACCACCACCUGCCCCGGCAGCCGGUGUGUGUACUCUUGAACACAAUAAAUGAGCAGGACUCUCCAAACUCUCGUACCAAUAACUCCCCCAGCUAAGGUGGCAGAGUGGAAGGGAGAACUGGGGGAAAAAACAAAGAAAUAAAAGUGGAAUAAGAGGAUUAAAACUUUAACAGGAGGAAAAGGUGAUACAACCUUCUUUUUUUAGUUUAUUUUUCUUUCUCCCCCUCCAGUAUAAUUUGGGGACUAGUCCCUGAAGGCCUGGCUUGCGGGGGACGGGUCGCUCUGGGUUUUGUUAAUCGUGUCCAUCCUGCUCCACGGGGCAGGGACUGAUGUUUCUCAAUGAGACCUUCUUACAAAUGGAACUUUCCCAAUGGUGAUUUUGGUGAUGGUUAUUAUGAGUUUGUUGGUUUUAGUUUUCCAAAACACUGCUUUAUCUCGCAAUCAGUAAAGCUCAGCAAAUCUCCCCUGGGAGGAUAUGAAAUCACCGUAAGGCUUCAACCUCCAGGUGUCUUCCCAGAAGCAAGCAGCUUCUGACAGUGCCGGCAAUCAGUAGCCCAAGAGUUCUGGUUUGAUAUAGUGCUCUUGAGGCAUUGGGGAUUUCUUUUCUCUCUUUUUUUUUUUUUUUUUUUUUGGUGUUAAGUUUUCCCAAAGCUGAUGAAUGCCUGAACACAUCAGCCCUAUAAUCUCUGGUGCUUCAGUGUUUAAGACAGCAGGUAGGAAAUUUCCCACUUGAAGCUGGUGACUGAAGGACCAGUUUCUUCCAGAAGGAGUGUUAGUCUACCGUAAGCAGUUUGAAAAGAAAGGGUUUGCAGAAAUUUGCCUUUAUAUGUCACUUUUAAAGACGAGUGUAUUCCUUCAAUGCCUCCAAGAGCACAGUUAGAAGUAGAAUCCAGGCAGCGGGGCUGCCUUCCAAGUACUGUGGUCUCCGAAUGACCUUUUCCCGGUGUGCUGCAAAAGGGCUUGGCUUUACUUUUUUCCUUUUUUUGCACCCCGAGAGCAGCACGCUCGAGUUAAGAUGACAAAAAAAGAACAGGGCUCUCUUUGGCCAGCGUGCCUUCAAGCUUCAGCGAUGCAUGUUGAACAAAUGGAGAUGAGAGCUCCGUCCAUUGCAAAGGGAUGACUUACCAUGUAGAUGUGGAAGACCUGUGCAGUAUUUUUUUUUUUUUUGAUCCAAAAGUUUGGUGCGAUUCUAAUGUUGACCACUUAAAAGAAGUGAAUGUCUGUUUUCUUUUUCUUUUUUUUUUUUGUGUUUGUUUUAUGGUGGCAACUGGCUACUGUAUAAUGUCUGUGAGCGUGUGUGUGUGUGACUGCAAUCCAUGCAUGCGAGUCCUACUGGUAAUAUGAAAACCUGCUGUAAGACUGCAAGAAAAUUUACUGUAGCUUUGCUUUAAUAAACGGUAGAGAGUUUGUUAGUAACAACCUGAAGGGAAAAAAAAACCAAAAACAAAGAGCUGAAACUAACAUUCCCUAGAGUGCUCAUAUGGAAGAGAGCACAGUUCAGACUAUGUAUCUUGUUCUCUUGUUCUCGGGUUUUCUCCCCGUCCCUUUUAUAAUUAUGGUCGUCCAGAUCAUUACUGUUAUGGGGGAAAAAAAAUGGAAACUGAACUCAGACAUAUUCAGAUUUGAUUGAUUGAAAACCAAAAUCAGUUUUAAAUAAGGUGGAAACCAAAAUAUAAUGCCUUUUCUGAUAACUUG